Molecule: messenger RNA, 5197 nt
Organism: Ictidomys tridecemlineatus (thirteen-lined ground squirrel)
Lineage: Eukaryota; Metazoa; Chordata; Mammalia; Rodentia; Sciuridae
Gene: Nol4
Product: nucleolar protein 4
Source: RefSeq, a predicted model, not a curated record
GGGGAGAGGCGAGAGGUUUAGUGUGUGGAGCUGCUCGCGCUCCGCCCGGGCUGUCAGUCCCUGCUCCAGCCGCGGCGCGAGACCUUCCCGGAGACGCGCACACACACAGCGCACCCCCCACACAGCGCACCCCCCACACACCGCACACCCUCGCUCCCUUGCUCACACACACGCACACACUCAGCCUGGCCGAGCAGGAGCCACUGACCAUUUUGCAAGUGCUGGGACCAGCUGCAGCGCGGUGGGCACAAACACUCCGCGUUCCCAUUCUGGGUUUUCGUCUGGGAGAGGACGACGAGUAGCGAGCGUGGGCUCCGACGCCGACCAGGCGCCGGGCACUGGUCGGGCCGCCUUCCUGGCAGAGCCGCUCCCUGGGACAGGCGCGGGCCUCAACAGAGAGUGGAAUAAAGAGGAGCGGCCGCAGCCACUGCGCGAGGAGGAUGGGAACUCCCCUAUAUCCAGCACUGUAACAAACGGAUGGAAAUCCUGAAUGGAGAAACCGCUGACUUCAUUUGCUUGGGAAAAUCGUCCAGAGGAACUCAAAUUUGGCUACUCUGAGCAGUGGAGGGGGUGUCCAUGACGUGGCAGGGGGAAAAUAGACAACCGAAACCUCCUGUGUGAAUUGCAAACUGUGACCAAGCAAGGGAAAAAUGAUUUCUCUCUGUAUUUUAAUUCCAUCCAAAGGGUUUCAAGCAUCUGUACCAUAAACUUACUUCUAUGUCUUGUACCCACUUCAGCAGAAACCAGAGGAGUCCUGUCUGGGGGCCCCAUCAUUAUCCAGGAGACCUGCCGCCAGCGGCCUGCUUUCCUUUACCCACCUCUCUCUCUGGAUCGGAUGUCUGUUUGGGGUACUACAUCUAUUCUAUAGAACUAUGGUCAAAUUUCUAUGAAUUUCUGGGACUUAACUCCUGGAACCUACAUGUGGGGCUGGAAUGAUGCCCAAUGCUUCUAAAGAAAUGACAUUUUAAACUGUUUUUAAAAAUACCUUGGUUUUCUUAAACCCCUAAAACAGGAUUUGAUAGGCUUACAAACAUGACAGGUAAGAACUUUCUCUCUUUCUAGUCUCUUAACGACUGUCGCAGAGGAGGCCGAAUCAGAGCAGGACCCAGGAGGAAGGAGAGCCCAGGGACCCGUGUGCCCUUCGGGGCUCCCGGGCUCGGCCGGGUAACUGCUAUCGGGAGAGGCGAAGCCCUGGUUCCUGGACCACAGACCAGCCACUGGGGUAGCUUCUGGGGCGCGCGAGGGUAGGGCGGUGUUGCGCUCCACCUGCCCUGCCCGGGACGCAACGCUGGGGCGAGGCGUCGAGGGACGAACCCAAAUCAAUAUUGGGAUUUUUAAUAAAACCAAGGAAUGGGAUUUUAAUUAUUCAAAACACAGCUUCUCUGGACCAGAUGCUGUUGGGAUGGUCCUGGUCACACAAUAUUAAAGAGACCGAUCACUAAGAGGACGAGAAGAGUGUCUGAGACAUCCCUUGCAAUUAGGAAUAAACCAGACUCGGUAGCAUGGGGCAUUGAUUGCUGGUGCCCAACCGGACCCUCCUCCCCUCUCCCGGUUCCUCCCCCACCCCACACGAGGCAGGCUCCCGCGGCGGCCGGGACCUCACGUCCCCGCAUCGUGGCCAGGGCUGCAUUUUUCAUGAGCCCGGGGUGAACAGGUGCGAAGUGCGCUGGGAGCAUCCGGCCGACGGCCGGGCACCGGGAACAUGGAGAGCGAGCGCGACAUGUAUCGCCAGUUCCAGGACUGGUGCCUUAGGACUUACGGGGACUCAGGGAAGACCAAGACGGUGACCCGUAAAAAAUACGAGCGGAUCGUCCAGCUCCUCAACGGCUCCGAGUCGAGCUCCACGGACAACGCCAAAUUUAAAUUCUGGGUCAAAUCGAAGGGCUUCCAGCUGGGCCAGCCCGAUGAGGUCCGCGGGGGAGGCGGCGGCGCCAAGCAAGUGCUCUACGUGCCGGUCAAGACCACGGAUGGAGUUGGCGUAGAUGAGAAGCUGUCUUUGCGGCGAGUAGCUGUGGUUGAAGAUUUCUUUGACAUUAUCUAUUCGAUGCAUGUGGAAACAGGGCCAAAUGGAGAACAAAUUCGAAAACAUGCUGGACAGAAGAGAACUUACAAAGCAAUUUCAGAGAGCUAUGCCUUCCUACCAAGAGAAGCGGUGACACGAUUUCUAAUGAGCUGCUCAGAGUGCCAGAAAAGAAUGCAUUUAAACCCAGAUGGAACAGAUCAUAAAGAUAAUGGAAAGCCUCCUACUUUGGUGACCAGCAUGAUUGACUACAACAUGCCAAUUACCAUGGCCUAUAUGAAGCAUAUGAAAUUGCAGCUGCUAAACUCACAGCAAGAUGAGGAUGAAAGUUCAAUAGAAAGUGAUGAAUUUGACAUGAGUGACUCAACACGGAUGUCAGCUGUGAACUCUGAUCUUAGCUCCAAUCUUGAGGAAAGAAUGCAAAGUCCCCAGACUCUUCAUGGCCAGCAAGAUGAUGAUUCUGCUGCAGAGAGCUUUAAUGGCAAUGAGACUCUGGGGCACAGUUCAAUUGCUUCAGGGGGAACACACAGCAGGGAGAUGGGAGACUCCAACAGUGAUGGCAAGACUGGGGUGGAACAGGAUGAACAGCCACUGAAUCUGAGUGACAGUCCCCUCUCUGCACAGCUGACUUCGGAAUACAGAAUAGAUGAUCACAGCAGUAAUGGGAAAAGCAAAUAUAAGAAUCUUCUAAUUUCUGACCUCAAGAUGGAACGAGAAGCGAGAGAAAAUGGAAGCAAGUCUCCUGCCCAUAGUUACUCAAGCUAUGAGUCUGGCAAAAAUGAGAGUGUAGACCGAGGCGCCGAGGACCUGUCACUCAACAGGGGGGAAGAGGAUGAAGAGGAUCACGAUGACCAUGAUGAUUCUGAGAAAGUUAACGAGACGGAUGGUGUCGAAGCAGAACGGCUGAAAGCUUUUAAUAUGUUUGUCAGGCUGUUUGUAGAUGAAAACUUGGACCGAAUGGUCCCAAUCUCUAAGCAGCCCAAAGAAAAGAUCCAGGCUAUCAUUGACUCAUGCAGGCGACAAUUCCCUGAGUACCAAGAGCGUGCCAGAAAACGUAUACGUACUUACCUCAAGUCCUGCAGGCGGAUGAAAAGAAGUGGUUUUGAGAUGUCUCGACCUAUUCCUUCCCACCUUACUUCAGCAGUUGCAGAGAGUAUCUUGGCUUCAGCCUGUGAGAGUGAGAGUAGAAAUGCUGCUAAGAGGAUGCGUCUGGAUAAACAACAGGACGAGUCUGCUCCAGGGGACAAACAGUGUAAACCAGAGGCAGCCCAGGCCACCUAUUCAACGUCAACAGUUCCGGGCUCACAGGAGGUCUUAUACAUCAAUGGAAAUGGGACCUACAGUUACCAUAGUUACAGAGGGCUAGGAGGAGGACUGCUGAACCUGAACGAUGCUUCCAGUAGCGGACCCACCGAUCUCAGCAUGAAGAGGCAGCUGGCAACUAGCUCGGGCUCCUCCAGCAGCUCCAGCUCCAGACCUCAGUUGAGUCCAACAGAAAUCAAUGCCGUGAGACAGCUUGUAGCAGGAUAUCGAGAAUCAGCUGCAUUUUUAUUGCGUUCUGCAGAUGAACUGGAAAAUCUCAUUUUACAACAGAACUGAGUCAAAUGAUGACCAUAUUCACUGAGUUCUAAAUUUGCAGUUUCCACUAAUGACAUUUUGAUUUCCCAGCAGAGAUACUUCUGGUCUUACUGCACAAUCUUUUAAGAGAAAUACUUCCAUUAUGCCACAUUGUCCUUGAUCCGUAAAGUGAUGUGUUAAGGUGCUUCAAAGGAACUUUGGCCUCUGAAGCACUUGAGAUACUUAAAUUUGUUCAGCCUAUUGCUUUUUGUUUUAAUGUGUCAGCAUAAGUAUCAUGGGCAAAAAAAAAAAGAAAAAAAAAGGCUGCAUAUUCUUAAUUCAAGGAUAACUCAGAAGAAACUUGUGGUAUAAAAAUAAAUAGUUCAAGAUCCAACUGAAAUAUUAGUGGAAUUUGCUACUGACUCAUUGGACUGAAAGCAGAAGUAUCUGGCAAAAAAAAAAAAAAAAAAAAGCCAAAUUUCUUGUUGCUACAGGAUAUAACAACAAUGAAAAGGAUCUUGUAUUUUAAAAGAAAAAAAUAUGUAAUUUUUAUAAAAAGAAAACUUGUUUUUCAUUCAAAAAUUGUCAUUUUUACUUUGGUAACUUUUUCAUAGGUCCUAAAAGAAAACUGUUUUGAAAAAUUACUGUAAGUACCUUUUCCACAUCCCUUUGCCUUCUCCUCUUUCCAAAUUCUUUCUACAAAAAUAACACUUGAUGCUGGAAAACCCCUUGCCUACGUUCUUUAAAUCGUCACAUCAGGAACUACUUCUAUGAGAAGCCUGCAUUUCUGCACUUAUGCCUACUUCAAAAAAACCAAAAAAAAAACCGCUCCAGAUUGCAGCUUUGCCAUACCAGUUUUCAUCACGGGAUUUUUUUAAUAUUAAAAAAGACGUGCUGAAAAAAAAAAUCACACCUUGGUUUCCUUAGAGCUGCUCACUCCUGAUUGCCGCUGCUGUCUUACAAGCACCCCUCUAGCAGCAAUUGGAUGUAGAUGACUGAAUGUUGAGGUUGCAAGUGACAAUCUGAAAAUUUGCACUCGUGUGUAGGUUUUCUUUUCAUUUUUCUCUAUCAGAAAUAGUUUCCAAAAAAGACUGUUAUGUCUGCUGAUAUGAUUUGUAUACUUUACAGUUUUAGCUAAAAUAAAGAACUCUCAGCAGAUGCAGCUGCCAAUUACAAUGAACUGUUCCCUCCAGUACCUUGCCCUUCUUUCUUCUUUUCUAGCAUUGGAGACACAUGAGUGGUGUUUUCUUUGUGCACUUGAAGCAAGCCUAUUUUAAAACUAUUUAGAGAGAAAUACUUUAGUUUAUGCUUCUUGUAUGAUUUUUUUUUCUGUUGUUUCGCUUCGGUUGGAUUACAAAUUCUUUGUGCAUUCCUGAAUUUGCCUUAUUUCAUGUAAAUUUCGUGUCAUUCGGUUUUUGACAAUGAGUUGAAGGCAUCAGUGAUAUUUCUUACCUACUUGUUACAUAUGGUUUCUCAAGUAAUGACUGUGAUUGUGACCAAGUAAUGUGCACCUUUUCUUGUAACUGUGGACAUUGCUAUGCUUUUUUUCUUCUAGUGUUUCUAGAAUUACUGUUCCUUACAGUUACGUAAACAAACAAAAACAAAAACAAAAAAAAAAAA